CGGGUCGCAUUGUUUCCGUUUGUUAACUUAAGCAAAAUGAUUAAUAUUCUCCGUAUCAUGACGUAAAUGUGCAUUUGGCUUUAGGCCUUACUGUAGAAAAUAUGGAAAGAAUAGGGGGCCUAUAGGGCCUACUGGCUGAGAAGAGGGUAUACAGGGAAAAUCAUGUGGUUUGGUGUGGGGGUUAAGCGACCCGCUGUGCCCCCUUUCCUUGGUUUGUCAUUGCUCGUCUAUGCAAUGCUGAGGCGCUGGCUUCUUAGAUUUUUCAAUGUGCUUCUUCGUAUGCGGGGGUGUCGUAGGAAUUCAGUGCAGUCGUCACGUUAUAAACAAACAACAGAAGUACGUCACAUUUCCUAAGACGGAAGUGUCGAACAACUGCUGCCUCGAUUUCAAUCAUCUGGGCAGAGAAUUUAGUCCUUAAAUUUCCAAGCAAAUGUUUGUAUUUAUGAAUCAAAUCCAAAGUAAGGCGGAAAAUGUAGCGUCUGAAUACGAUUAUGGCUGCAUUUCAAUUGAAUAUAUCCAAAUUCAUAUAAUACAUAUACAAAUAUUCAUCCGCCUCGUGAAGCGGAAUAGUUUAAGUUUAAAGAUGGCGGGAGAAAACGGCGACUCAAUCCGUGAUUGAGAAAAUAGUCAGCAUUUUAUCUACCUCCCGUAUUGACAGACUGUAUUACGGAAUGAGUUCCAGAGAAAGUAGCACAAGCCCUGCCAGAGUGGGAGGGUUGAGAGGUGGUGGGGAGAAGGGUUCUCCCAGUCCUACACGUAGUCGACGGAGUGAGUCCAAGUCACGCACCCCAACACCCCUCAAAGGUUUGAAGUCAGAGACAAAGAGAGCAAGCAUCCCACCUAGUCAAAACUUUACUGAGUUAAAAGCUGCUUUGAAUAAACCUGUCAAACAAAUGGACAUGGGUAGCCCACCUGCUCCACCUAGGAGAGAAACCAGAGCUGCUGUUUCCCCACUAAGUCAGUCCAGACAGAAAGUUCGACAGGUGGCACCACCUACAACGAGUACUGAUCUAUCACCCUUAUCUAGUAACGGGACAGUGCCAUUAAAGGCAAAUAAACUUAAAGAGAAACAGGGUGGUGGUAGCAUUUCUUCUAUGGUGGGAGAAACUCCAGUUAGAAUGAAGGCAAAAUCUGGCAAGACCGAUACAUCCAGUGCUGGUGAGCGAGAUGAUGAGUCCACUGACACUGACACCACAGAGAUCUACUUUAAAACUAGCAUAAGGAGAAGUCCAAAGUCCAGAGCUGACAAACAUCUUUUGAAUGGUAAUGCUUCUAGCUAUUCCUCCUCUUCAUCAGACGGGGAAUCUGUCUAUGAUGAUGAGAAGUCAGACCGUUCUCAGGUGAAAGUGAAGAAGCGGAAGUCAUCUAAGGGCUCUCCUAAAUCCCCAGUGGCCAAGAGAUUGAGAACAUUAGACAUGGAUAAAAAUGUCAAGGUUACGCCAACAAGAAGAGCCAAAACGGAGGGCAUGGCACGCUCGGCAAGCAUGAAGAAAAUACGCAAGAGAAGAAUCAUUUCAUCUGUGUGCAAUGGAAAACAUGUUGGUGGUGACUCCACAACUUGCACAGAAACUGAGCUUGAUACUGAAAAUGAGUCUGAAAGUCGCAGGAGAAGUAAGGCUGGGUCUACGCACAGUACAGACAAACCCCAGGACGACAAGACUUUCUGGGAAGGACAGGAAGUGUUGGUGACUUGGAGUGACGGCCUGUUGUAUCUGGGAACUUUACUGAAGGUGGACUCCAAAGUAGAGAAAUGUUUUGUGAAGUUUGAGGAUGACUCCUGUUAUUGGGCAUUGUUUAGGCACAUACAGAGAGGGCCCAGCCAGGGAGAGAUCCAUUGUUGUACUUGCCAAGGUGAAACCUCCGAACAACCCAACGAGAUAGUGCUGUGUGACAACUGUGGUCUGGGUUAUCACCAGGAGUGCCACAUCCCACCAAUAGAGAGUGAUAUUCUGAAGCCUGAUGUCCCUUGGCUGUGUAGGCAGUGUGUAUUUGCUACCAGUUAUAAGAAAGGAACGUAUCAAAGAAAAGGUCCCUUGAAACCAGUGAAAAGAGUUUUGCCAUAUGCUAUGAGUACAUUAAACUGGGACACCCAGCACAAGACCAACAGUGACCAGCGAUACUGUUAUUGUGGGGGGCCUGGGGAUUGGUACAUGAAAAUGUUGCAGUGCUGUCGUUGUCGGCAGUGGUUCCACGAGGCAUGUACCCAGUGUUUGAGCUACACCUUGCUGUAUGGGGACAGGUUCUACAUCUUUGUCUGCACUAUGUGUAAUGGAGGCAUUGAGUAUGUCAAAAGACUGGAACUCAAAUGGAUGGAUGUGGCCCAGCUUGCCUUGUUCAACCUUACACUGCAGCACAAUAAGAAGUAUUAUGACUUUGAUGAGAAUUUUAUGCCCUGGAUAAACCAGAACUGGGAGAGACUACAGGUCAACCAUCUGGACAGUACCACCCGUGGUGAGAGGGCCAGAACCUUGCUGGAAACACUGCAGGGGAAUAAAACAAGGUUUGCGUGGGGGCGUGAAAUCAAGAAGAAAGUGACUUUAUGGGGUCUGAGGGUGCGCCUCCCUCCCCCAGCUCCCACCGUUAUUCUCCCAGAAGAUGGACAAAUAACAGAUGAAGUUAUGAAUAACUUGCAAAUGAAAGGCAGAAAAACAAAAACUUUUGUGCCAAUUGAAAGCAACUCGCCCAUACCCCUAAAGCACCCAAAGCACCCUAAAAGAAAGUGUGACAGUGAAGAUGUAGAGGCAAGAACUAAACUAGCCAAGGAUAUGUUGAUGAAGGCAUAUGCAAAGGGAAAUAUGCGCAGGUUUAUCAGUGCCAACACUACCUACAAAGGUUACAACGGAAACAUGUCUGUGUAUGAUUUCCAUGACGAGGACUCGGAUGUUGAUACCAACAACAACGACGAUGACGAGAGCGAAUAUUUGGAAACUUCAUCUCAGAGUGCUCUUGAUUACUUCAUUCCUCGCCCCAGUAGCUACGAGGGAUACAAUCACCCUUUUAAGACUGUUGUGGAGAGAAAUAAAGAAAUAGAGCAGAUAGAAUUAAAGGCGAGGAUUUUAGAUUGGUACCAAAAUGGGGCCACUGAGAGCGAGCAGUCGCAGGAAGAGGAAGACGAAGGGGAGUCCGUUUUUUCAGAUCUCCAAACCGGGCAGACCGUCAUGGCGUCAGCUUCGUAUGUUGCUACUGGCAGGACGAAUGGACUAGUCGCCACGCCCCCUACCUCAAUAAACGGCAGCCCAAGGAAGAAACGCGGGCGAAAAUCUCGAGCUGAGAAGCUUCGCCUCGAGGCCCUGGCUCAUCUUGAGGCGCAGGCAAAACAGGUGCCACAGUCUCCCAACAGGGGGCGUUGUCGUAGCUUAUCACAGCCACCUGUCCGAGAACAACAAACUCAGCUAUUCACCAACGCCGUGGAUCCAGCUCAAAUCAACGGCGUGCGCAAAACUGAGGUGAAUCUCAAUCACUUAAAGAACAGUGUAAAGAACUAUUUUGGUGCCGUGGAUAGACUGGCAAAGGGGGAGCGUUUCACUGUGCUGGCCAGAAGGGUGACGCCAGAUGGGAGAGUGCAAUACCUCGUGGAGUGGGAAGGCAUGGCGCCUUAAAGGAAAAACUGCCAUAACAGUUAACUAAAAAAAAACAAUACAAAGAUUUUUUGUAGUGGCUAUAGACCUGUGACUUAAAACAAGUACCGUGAAAGUUGUUAAUGAUGUUUUAACGCAGCCAAACGAAUUGUGCAGACAGUUUUUUUUUUUUACAAUCCUGGUACCUUCUGGUACUGCAUCAAAAUGUGGCAGUUCUUAAACCUGGUUGGGACUGACGAUCUCUUAUUCACCAUGAGAACGAACACUUCGUAUAACUGCAUAUAUAUUUGAAAACGAAACUAUUCACAGUUAUAUCAAUUAUAGACAGAUUUACAUUACAGAGUCUAGUGAAAUGGCACUCGUUUAUACUUUUCUUAUGGUAUAUAAAUAUUGAUAAUCUUCUUACAGUAAUACAGAAAAACCAGCGUCAUUUUAAAGUAUUAAAUAUAAUUUGUACGUCUGUUGUUAAAGGCGGAUGUAUUUCACUUCUGUCAUGGAGUAUCCGUAUUCAGUUAUAGAUAGUGAAGUACAAGUUGAAUAUAUAACUUAAAAUUUCAGCUGCAAUAGUAUCUUUUUUCCCCAUAUAACUUCUUAAAGUGUGAACGGUUCUGAAAUGUAAUUUUUCCACACAGAAGUAGCAUCAGACUAAUUGACUUCCCCAAUUCAAAAUGUUCGUCAGUUUUUUAUCAUAACAUUAGAAAUUUGUAAUGAAUCAGUUUUAUUUUAAAGAAAUGAAAAAUAAAAUUGUUACGAUGUUUAUGAUUAGAGUAUGAUUUGUAUUUUCGUUGAGGCAGAAAUUGACAUGAGAACGAAUACUUUUUUAUCACUGCAUAUAUUUGAAAUCGAAACUUUUCAUAGUAAUAUCAAUUAUAAACAAAUUUACA
Molecule: messenger RNA, 4462 nt
Organism: Lingula anatina
Lineage: Eukaryota; Metazoa; Brachiopoda; Lingulata; Lingulida; Lingulidae
Product: metal-response element-binding transcription factor 2
Biological process (GO): negative regulation of gene expression, epigenetic
Cellular component (GO): nucleus
Molecular function (GO): DNA binding; chromatin binding
Source: RefSeq, a predicted model, not a curated record